CAAGCCAUCUGUGUCAUCCCUCUGCACUGAAAGGAGCCGAAAGACCUUUCCUGGAGAUUUGACUGGGAUUACCACAGGAGAACAAUGGCUCAGACCAAUACUCAGCAAAGGUUCAAGGAGAAGAUCAGUGCCAUUCGAACAGUGGUGCCAAACAGAAGUAACAAUGAAAUAGUUCUAGUGUUGCAACACUUUGAAAACAACGUGGACAAAGCAGUUCAGGCCUUCGUGGAUGGAAGUGCAGUCGUGGUUUUGAGAGAGUGGAACAUACCAGGCAAAAAGAAGCACAACAAGAAGAGGAAAAGCAAACCCAAACCGGAUAGCGAGUCAGGGAAGGACGAGCGGGGACAUGGUGACCGACCAGAAACUGCAGUCGAACUCCCCAGGCCCAAAGGUGGGCUGAAUGGUUAUCAUGGCAAUGGGUCGGCUAACGACGGCUCCUCGGUGGAAUCCCUCAACGAGACACUGGAGACUGUUUCCAACCCGGAGAAGGAAACCCUGGAGCUAGCGUUGCACCGGCUACAAAUAACACAGAGAAAUAACACAGUCGGCCUCAGUCCUGAAGGUGAGAAGCCGCCCUCAGGACCAGUGAUUCAGUCAUUGAUCGAAGCUCCGAAACCUCAGCCAGUCACUCCAGCUAACAAGCCAAAGGCAAGAGCACCAUUUGGGUUCCAUGCAUCCACCACGUUCUCUCCAGCCACACCAGGAGACUCGACGUCAAACAAGAAGCGAGACUCUGUCGCCCUGAGUAUUUAUGGUAGUUUCUUCAGUGGUCCGUUUCUUAAAGGGGCCAUUGGUGUCAAGAAUUCUGUAUUUGCAAGGCAGAAACUCCAGUACAUGAAUGAAGAGUUUGUCAGAAGUCCUUACAUUGAAAAGUCGAUGAAAGACCUGCAGAGAUGUACAGUCUCGCUGGCCAGGUAUCAGCUCCUGAUCAAAGAGGAAAUGGAUGCUUCGGUGAAGAAGAUUAAGGUUACCUUUGGUGAGCUCCAGACCUGUAUCAUGGACCGAGAGGUAGCAUUAAUGUCAGAACUGGAUAAAAUCAAAAAGGAAGCCUUGGAGAUCCUGGACUCACGACAGAGGAGAGCUGAGGAGCUGAAGAGGCUGACAGAUGUUGCUAUCCAGAUGUCGGAAUCGCAGCUUGCUGAACUUCGAGCGGAGAUUAAGCACUUUGUAAGCGAUCGCAAAUACGACGAGGAGCUGGGCAGAUCAGCUCGGUUCACAGGCAGCCCUGAGAGCCUGGGGGCCCAGAUCCAACAGUUUGGAGAAGUCAAAAAGGAGCAAAUGCCAAAAUCCAGAAGGUUUCUGCGGAUAAACAGAGUUAUCAGCGUGGUGCCUCUUCCCUACAACGGAGAGGAUUCAACCCCAAAGCCCAAGGUCUUUGGUUAA
Messenger RNA from Callorhinchus milii (elephant shark), 1383 nucleotides. Its product is annotated as spermatogenesis-associated serine-rich protein 2. Gene Ontology annotation, cellular component: cytoplasm. Gene Ontology annotation, molecular function: protein binding. The record is from RefSeq and is a predicted model, not a curated record. NCBI's taxonomy places the organism in Eukaryota, Metazoa, Chordata, Chondrichthyes, Chimaeriformes, Callorhinchidae. The transcript has 13 exons. Bases 85 to 1383 code for a protein of 432 amino acids.